GGAAAAUGAGAAAGGGCUCCUCCGACAGAAGGGAUUGAACGAAUCCAACACGUGAGAACAGACACGUUACGUUAGGCUUUGGCUCCAAUCACGAUUUGCGCGGCUAUCUUUCAAACUCCACCCAACCAACGGUCCAGAUCCGGUCUACUCCGCCCCACCAGACUUGCUCGAUCUUUAAUCCCCACCUUCCCUAUUUAUCUUCCCCUUCGUUCCCUCAUCACGCCUCUCGCUCCCCCCCCCCCCCCCACCCAUCUCUCUCUGAAAUCUGCUCAACUUCUCCCUCCCCUUGUUCUUGAUUUCUUCGAUCUCUGUCUCCCACUCAACAAUGUCGACGGAGAAGGAAAGAGAGACCCAUGUUUACCUGGCAAAGCUCGCCGAGCAGGCCGAGCGAUACGAAGAAAUGGUUGAGAGUAUGAAAAGUGUUGCGAAACUGGAUGUUGAACUGAGUGUGGAGGAGAGGAACUUGCUCUCUGUGGGCUACAAAAAUGUUAUAGGUGCUCGCCGUGCCUCUUGGCGCAUUAUGUCUUCCAUUGAACAGAAGGAAGAGUCGAAAGGCAAUGAGCAGAAUGUCAAACUUAUCAAGGGUUACCGUCAAAAAGUAGAGGAGGAGCUCACAAAGAUUUGCAAUGAUAUUUUGACUAUCAUAGACCAGCACCUGAUCCCCUCUUCCAAGUCAGGGGAAGCAACUGUUUUCUACUACAAGAUGAAAGGUGAUUAUUAUCGGUAUCUCGCUGAGUUUAAGACUGACCAGGAGAGGAAAGAAGCAGCAGAACAGUCUUUGAAAGGCUAUGAGGCUGCAUCAGCCACUGCAAACACAGAUCUCCCAUCAACCCACCCAAUCCGUCUUGGUCUUGCUCUCAAUUUCUCUGUCUUCUACUAUGAGAUAAUGAACUCCCCUGAAAGGGCCUGCCAUCUGGCUAAACAAGCUUUUGAUGAGGCAAUUGCAGAGUUGGACACCUUGAGCGAGGAGUCAUACAAGGACAGCACCCUGAUCAUGCAGUUAUUGAGAGACAACCUCACUCUCUGGACCUCGGAUUUGCCUGAAGAUGGAGGUGAAGACAACUUCAAAGCUGAAGAAUCCAAAGCUCCCGAGACCGAGGUAAUAUUUUAACAUCUUCUCUGCUAAGUUGCCCCUCUUUUAUCUUUCUUCUUUUGUUCUGCUAUUUUAUGAAAUAUUAAACUACACUUUGUUUGCAGCACUGACUGGGGUGCCCGAAAUUUCUUCAUACGGCAUUUCUGAUGUAACACUGCUUCGUGAGGUGACAUUUUUCCCAGGUUUUCUCAUGAGGAGAUUGGAUGGAAAAGUUCAAGCAUUUUUCAAUGAAUUGGUCUUUCCCUGUUCCGUUAGAAGCAAGAAGAUAAGAUUGUUCAAUCCAGCUGCCUUAUUUUUGUUUUUCUGGUUUCUGUUUUAGUUUGUUUCUAUUGUUUUCCCAUUUCUUUGCCUCUUGUUCUUCCAACACAAACUCAUCCAAACCAAUGGAUAUCUUUCUAUAUUACGUUCACUUUUUUAAUGUUGUAA
Messenger RNA from Malania oleifera, 1519 nucleotides. Its product is annotated as 14-3-3-like protein GF14 iota. The transcript is spliced from 6 exons. Lineage: Eukaryota; Viridiplantae; Streptophyta; Magnoliopsida; Santalales; Ximeniaceae. Gene Ontology annotation, biological process: signal transduction. The coding region runs from base 326 to 1111 and encodes 261 amino acids. The record is from RefSeq and is a predicted model, not a curated record. Gene Ontology annotation, cellular component: cytoplasm.